Messenger RNA from Alligator sinensis (Chinese alligator), 1092 nucleotides. RefSeq names its product olfactory receptor 52D1-like. Gene Ontology annotation, cellular component: membrane. Gene Ontology annotation, biological process: G protein-coupled receptor signaling pathway. NCBI's taxonomy places the organism in Eukaryota, Metazoa, Chordata, Crocodylia, Alligatoridae. The transcript is spliced from 2 exons. Bases 1 to 1092 code for a protein of 363 amino acids. The record is from RefSeq and is a predicted model, not a curated record. Gene Ontology annotation, molecular function: G protein-coupled receptor activity; olfactory receptor activity.
AUGAAGUCAUCUGCUGUGUCAGCUUCUAAUGAUAACACCUCCACCCCUGCCUUCUUCAUCCUGGUCGGCAUCCCGGGCUUGGAGGAUGCUCACAUCUGGAUCUCCAUCCCUUUCUGCUUGAUGUACAUCGUGGCCCUGCUGGGAAACUCUCUGCUGAUAUUCAUCAUUGUCAAGGAGCGAAGCCUCCACGAGCCCAUGUACGUGUUUCUGUGCAUGCUGGCAGUUGCUGAUUUGCUGUUAUCUUCCAGCAGCGUGCCAAAAACUCUGAGCAUCUUCUGGUCCAUCUCCAAGGAGAUCUCUUUCGAGGGCUGCCUCACCCAGUUGUUCGUUAUACAUUUCAUUUUCGUGGCCGAGUCAGGCAUCCUGGCAGCCAUGGCGUUCGAUCGCUACGUCGCCAUCUGCAACCCCCUGAGAUACACGGCAAUACUGACUCGCUCGGUCAUCGGGAUAAUAGGGGCAGCUGCCCUUGUUCGAAGCUUCUGUUUGAUAUUCCCAGCCAUUCCCAUCUUGAAGCAGCUGCCGUAUUGUGGCCACAAUGUCAUGCCUCACACCUACUGCGAGCACAUGGGAGUGGCCCGGCUCGCCUGUGCUGAUAUAACAUUCAAUAUUAGGUGCGGCAUCACAAUUGUCUUCCUCUCAGCAGGAUUAGACACCAUCUUCAUUGGGGUCUCCUAUGUGCUGAUCCUCCGGACUAUCGCACGUCUCCCCUCCAAGGAAGCCCAUAUGAAGGCGCUAAACACCUGCGGCUCUCACAUUUUUGUGAUAUUCAUGUUUUACACCCCUGCCUACUUCUCCUUUCUGACCCACCGGUUCGGUCACCACGUCCCAAAGCACCUUCUCAUCUUACUGGCCAACCUUUAUGUCAUCAUCCCCCCCACAUUAAACCCCAUUGUCUACGGGGUGAAAACGAAGCAGAUUUGGGAAUGUGCGAUCCAGAUGUUCGUAAAGACAGGGUCCAAAAUUAACUGGAUAUUCAAUAAGCACAAGUGCAAAGUCUUGCACUCAGGACAGAACAAUGUCAGGCACAAAUACCGGGUGGAGAACAUCUGGCUAGACACGCAAUACUGCAGAAAAUGGCCCCGAAGGAUAUAA